GUAUAAGACAAAGCUAGAAAACCAUUUCUAAAUCCACAUUAUGUUUGUGCAAUAGAAAGAGCUUAAAAAAAGGUAGAUGUGAGUGAAAUCUGAAGAAAAAAAAAUGAAACAAGGUGACAUGUUUGCUCAAAUAGGAUCCAUAAUUGCUUCCUUGAUGUUUAUUUGGGCUAUUUUUCAACAAUUUUUUCCCUAUCAACUUAGGAACCAAAUUGAGAAAUACUCACAAAAAUUGGUUACUUUUAUCUACCCUUAUAUCCAAAUCACAUUUCAUGAGUUUACUGGUGAAAGACUCAUGAGAAGUGAAGCCUAUUCUUCCAUAGAGAAUUACCUUAGCACCAAAGCAUCAACACAAGCAAAGAGACUCAAAGGUGACAUAGCUAAGAAUAAUCAAGCACUUGUUCUUAGCAUGGAUGAUCAUGAAGAAGUAGGUGAUGAAUUCAAUGGAGUUAAACUUUGGUGGGCUAGUGGCAAAAAUAUAUCCAAACCAAAUUCAUUUUCACUUCAUCACAACAUAGAUGAAAAAAGGUACUAUAAAUUAACUUUUCAUAAACAUAAUAGAGAUGUGAUUUUAGGUACAUAUCUUAAUUAUGUACUAAAAGAAGGUAAAGCAAUUAAGGUGAAAAAUAGACAAAGGAAACUUUAUACUAAUAGUGGAUCUUAUUGGAGCCAUGUUGUGUUUGAACAUCCUUCAACAUUUGAAACAUUAGCUAUGGAUUUCGAGAAGAAGAAAAUGAUCAUUGAUGAUCUUAUUACAUUUAGUAAAGCUGGUGAAUUCUAUGCAAGAAUUGGAAGGGCUUGGAAAAGAGGUUAUUUACUUUAUGGUCCUCCAGGGACUGGAAAGUCAACAAUGAUUGCUGCCAUGGCAAAUUUGUUAGGCUAUGAUCUUUAUGAUCUUGAAUUGACUGCUGUUAAGGAUAACACUGAGUUGAGGAAGCUUUUGAUUGAGACAUCAAGUAAGUCUAUAAUUGUGAUUGAAGAUAUUGAUUGUUCACUUGAUUUGACUGGUCAAAGGAGGAAGAAAAAGGAGAAAAGGGAAUUAGAAGAUGAAGAGAAGGAUUCAAGGGAGAAAAAAGGUGGAAUUAUGGAGGAAAGAGAUGGAAAAACUAGUAAUGUAACACUUUCUGGACUACUGAAUUUCAUUGAUGGAUUAUGGUCUGCAUGUGGUGGUGAAAGACUUAUUGUUUUCACAACAAAUUAUGUUGAGAAAUUGGAUCCUGCAUUGGUUAGAAAAGGUAGAAUGGAUAAGCAUAUAGAGCUAUCAUAUUGUGGAUUUGAGGCAUUCAAGAUGUUGGCUAAGAAUUAUCUUAAUAUUGAAUCACAUAAUUUGUUUGGCACAAUAUGUGAGUUGUUGAAGGAAGUUGAAAUCACUCCAGCUGAUGUUGCUGAGCAUUUGAUGCCAAAGACUGCUUCUGGUGAUGCAGAAAUUUAUUUGAAAAGUUUGAUUCAAGCACUUGAAUUGGCAAAAGAAGAAGCUAGGGUGAAAUCAGUGGAAGAUUCAAAGAAACUAUGAAGCAUCCUUCAAGUAUGAUUUUCAUUGGCAUCAAUGUAUGAUUCAUCAGCCAAAGUAACCAUAUAGUUAGAAACUAGACAUCAACUUGAUGCUAAGUAUAGUAUAUGGAAAUGGAUUGUCUACACUUACACAAUAUCGCAACUAUAGAUUUGAACCGUCUGAUCUUAAAUCCCAACUUUGUAUUUUGGAUUGAUUUACAAAAGUCAGAAAUACAAGUCUUCUAAUCUAAUAGGAUGGAUGAAAUUGUGUAACUGCGCAUGAAUGCAAGACUUUCCCAACUUCCAAAAAUCUAAUUCCAUUGUCUAUCAAGAUAUAGAGAGUAAAGGGGUGUAAUAGUUGAAGAAAAUAGAUAGGACAUGAAUAAUGUGUAUUCAUGUGGUCAAUGAUAAUCUUAGAAAAUUAUGUAACUACAACUAUUUUUUUUACUUAAUUUUCCGAUUAUUAA
Molecule: messenger RNA, 1955 nt
Organism: Medicago truncatula (barrel medic)
Lineage: Eukaryota; Viridiplantae; Streptophyta; Magnoliopsida; Fabales; Fabaceae
Product: AAA-ATPase ASD, mitochondrial
Exons: 1
Coding region: 104-1510 (468 amino acids)
Molecular function (GO): ATP hydrolysis activity; ATP binding
Source: RefSeq, a predicted model, not a curated record